Molecule: messenger RNA, 2519 nt
Organism: Zea mays
Lineage: Eukaryota; Viridiplantae; Streptophyta; Magnoliopsida; Poales; Poaceae
Exons: 12
Coding region: 174-2180 (668 amino acids)
Source: RefSeq, a predicted model, not a curated record
AGUUUGGUACCGUCCCAGCCUUUCUUACUUUCUGUGCUGCACAGCCAAAAUCCCAAAUAUACAGAUUGUUCGUUUUCAUUUAAUCUGUACCUUGUACCUGUAUCUUCGCUGCUCGAUUUCCCCACCACCGCCGUUUGAUCUCACACCAAACUGCAACUGGCAGCAACCAGUAGAUGCCGCCGCCGGAGAUGCAGAAGCGGAAGCUCGCCCGUAUCUGCGACCUCGUCUCCUCCUCCCUGCUUCUCCACCUCGAACCCGCGCCGUCGCCGCCGCGGCAGCUGACGCGGGAGGGCGAGCGGCAGCUCCUCCUCGCGCUCUCCACGGUGAACAAGACGAUACGGCGAUGGGACCAGGAGGAGGAUGAGUGGGCUUGUGAAUUGUUUCAGGAAACUCUUUCUGAUUCUGGAGAAGUUCAUAGUUGCUGCUUACUACCUGAAGCGCGUCCAUAUGAUGGAUUUGGUUGCCUGGCAAAUAUUGUCUCUAUGCUGGUUGGUUUCCUUGAUUUCUGCAGCGACUAUGUCAAACACUCAGCUGGCAACAUCCUCAUUUCCGUAUCUAGUACCCUAAUUAAGUUUGAAUCCAUUUGGAUUCAGUUCAUUGAGCUUGCCUGGGGGGCUAUACAUGCAGCAUCAAAAUGUGUUCAUAACACUUCACAUUCUACAACCGACUCCAACAGUGAUGACAGCACUAGUUCAGGCACAAGAAUCACAAGCUUCAUGACAGCACUUAGUGAGCAUCGUCUUAAUACCAGUCGGCAAACCAUGUCCAGUCUCUUUCGAGUAUUGCAUGCUAUCCUGAAGUUCCUUAAACAGAGUGACAGUGACUUGAAAGACGACUUCAUUUGUCUAUCCAUUCAUCAAAUUCAUAAGAUGCCUUGGAAUUUGUUCCAUCAAUUACAUGCUGGAGGACUUGCCAGCUGUGCCAAGGAUAGCAGAUUUAGCACCAGUAAUGAUUCAGCACAGUCUAGAAUUCUGACUGGCAGUCUUCUCCAGCUGUUGGGCUCUUUACUUGACCAAAGCUACCUGAGAGACACAGACGGACAAGAUAUGUUUGUGAAACUUGUGGAUGUAGUUCCCAAGAUAGCAUCGUUGUCCUUAGGAGGACAGCAUGAUGGAUCCAAAAGUCUUUAUCAGUACUUAAAGCACAAAAUUCUGAUGGUAAUGAUGCGGCUUAAGCCAUACAUACAGCAAGAUUGUUCGCAUAUUGUUAGUUGGCUGAAAUUGCUUCGACGUUACUUUGGAGACCUUCUUCAUCAGCCUAUCUCACAACAUAUUGCUAAACCAGAAAAUUGUUUAGAAGAUUCUCCGUUUUUAUUGGACAUGGUAGAUUUAGUCGAGAGUCAGGAUAAGUCAACUCGGCACUUGCAAAGGCAAGCUAUCUAUUUGUUCCUUAGUUGUUCCAUAUGUUUGUCUUACAACAGAAAUGAUGGUGCACUUCAGUGUUCAUGCAAGCGUGAUGAGUGUUUGUUGGGUGACAAAGUACAAGGCUGUAGUAAUCAUUGCAACUGUUUUGGCUUAUCCGAAAUUUCAGACUGGUUUCAGAAGUGUUAUCUAAAUGGGAGUAUCGACUCAAAAUCAUCAAGUUUCGCGUUAUCCUUUCUGGAAUUGUAUAUGGAGGAGGAUGACAUGCUAUUCAGCAUCCUCUUACAACUUUUAGAUGCUCCACUCGUUUUCCUAAAAAUAGCUAACUUCGAAACUAAGGAACUUGUUGGUGUAAAACUGUUCUCAAGCAUUUUUGACCCAGUUCACCUUUUCCAUCUGCUGCUUUUUCUGCUGCACUAUGAUCACAUGGUACUCGUUGAUUAUCUCAUAUCUAGGGAUGUUGGUGUGCUUUGUGCUCAGUAUCUAUUAAGGUGUUUGCGCUUGGUUUCCCAGUCUUGGCAUGCUUUUGUUGAUGAUUCAGUUUACUCAACAAAAAUAGAAAAGCUUAACUGUAAAAGGCAGAGGAUUUCUGGGGAUAAAGAUAGCGACAGAGCCAGUUCAAGUAACCAGUAUAAGAAUGGUUCUGGUUGUGAUAAAGAAGUCGAGGAUUCACGGAAGCUUUUCCUCGAUGCUAAAAAAUGUCUUUAUUUAUUAAAGAGAACAUUGGAAGAUCUGCAAAAGAAGGAUUUGUUCCCUUACAACCCCAAGCCUCUUCUUAGAAGCUUGGCCCGGUUCCAGGAGCUGGGUGAGCAGGGGUGAAAUUCGAGUUAAACCUGGUGAGGAAGCUACUAUCUGUAGAAGUUGAAGAAUGACCCUUGGGCAGAUAGUUGUAUCGAUAUAGUAGUUGGUAAAAGGGAGCUGUGAAUAUAAUAUAUAUCUCUUCUAAUUCAUGAUCUGGUCUAGGACUUUGAGUCGUCUGAAUCAUACAGAGAAAUUCCAGAUGCUGCUACCUCUUUCUUUUUUUUUUUGCAAGUUGCCUGCUACUCUGAUGCAUUGGGCCAUGCGAGGUCACCUAUCAUGCAAGACACCAUUGUUCAUUAUACAUUAAGUAGCAUCAUAUCAUGGUGGCACUUCAAUUAUACAUCAAUCAUUUUGUCC